Messenger RNA from Tuber aestivum (summer truffle), 693 nucleotides. NCBI's taxonomy places the organism in Eukaryota, Fungi, Ascomycota, Pezizomycetes, Pezizales, Tuberaceae. The record is from the annotation of a GenBank genome assembly.
AUGUCGACCGAAGAGCAACCAAUCUCGAUCCAAGAGAACGUCGAGCAAGUAUGCUUCUCGUAACCACCUGCUGCAGGACUCGCCUAUCCCGUAGAGCGUUUCCACCCGUACACUCUGGCGUCUCAGCAAGAGCCGACAGCUAACAGAACACGGCAAUUUACAGGUGUGGGAACGCAUCCGUGAGAACAGCCCUAUCUACAGUUUUGCUCUCUCCUCGGCAAGUUAUCACCCACCCCUCUGGUGCUACAUUCGUUUAAGCUCCUAAUGAAAAAAAAUAAAAAAAUAAAACAGGUCAAAAUAACCUCCGUAUCCAAAGGGCACGUAUCAGCGAGCCUGCGAGUCGAGUCCAACCAUCUGAACUCUAAAAAUACACUCCAUGGUACCGUGACCACGUGUAUAAUCGACUGGAUGGGCUCUAUGGUCAUUGCUUCGCACGGGCUACAAAAGACCGGGGUUAGCACCGAUAUUCAUGCCUCCUUCGUGGGGUUCGCAGCGGAGGGGGAGGAGUUGAUUAUUGAAGGGAGGAGCGAGAAGAUUGGGAGGAGCUUGGCUUUUGUGAGCGUUAUGAUCGAGAAGGUUAAGGAGGGUGGGGAGAGGCAGGUGGUUUCCAAGGGGUCCCAUACAAAGUAUAUCAAUUGAUGAUGAUGGGUGGAAGUAUGCUGUGAUUUUAGCUUCAAAAGUUGCAACUCUCGA